This is a messenger RNA of Musca domestica (house fly), 2201 nucleotides long. RefSeq names its product pre-mRNA-splicing factor Slu7 (gene Slu7). Gene Ontology annotation, molecular function: pre-mRNA 3'-splice site binding. NCBI's taxonomy places the organism in Eukaryota, Metazoa, Arthropoda, Insecta, Diptera, Muscidae. The record is from RefSeq and is a predicted model, not a curated record. Gene Ontology annotation, cellular component: spliceosomal complex. The transcript has 4 exons. Bases 153 to 1895 code for a protein of 580 amino acids. Gene Ontology annotation, biological process: mRNA splicing, via spliceosome.
UGCGUCUACCUGUAUUCUUCUACCAUGUUAUGAAUCAAAUCGUGCGCUCACGCAACAUUUUGUUAAAAGUCGUUUAAGGAACUAGAUCCUCCGUGAACUAUUCAACCCAAGAGAAAGUCGAUCUACACACCCCUAGAAUCGAUAUUAUUGAAAUGAGUUCCCAGACAGUGCGAAAUCCCGUGUCCCAGAUCAUCCACAAUAAAGAAACUCUAGAUGAUGAAGAACCGAAGAAAAAAUCUCGUGAGGAUUGGCGUAAAGCUAAAGAACUAGAAGAGGCACGAAAGGCUGGUACUGCACCUGCUGCUGUUGAUGAGGAGGGUCGUGAUAUCAACCCACAUAUUCCACAGUACAUUUCAAACGCUCCGUGGUAUUAUGGGGCCCAGGGUCCAACGCUUAAACAUCAACGGCCGCAAAGAAGCGAGGACCGGGGAGAAUUGGAGAAGCGAGCGCCCAAAGGAGUUGACACUUCUCGCCUAGUUACAAAGUUCCGAAAAGGGGCAUGUGAAAAUUGCGGUGCCAUGACCCAUAAACGAAAAGAUUGUUUGGAAAGGCCACGGAAACUUUUAGCUAGGUAUUCUGAGUCAAUUGUUGUACAUGAUGAAUUUAUUAUCAAAGAGGAAUCGGUUAAUUAUGACGAAAAACGCGAUCGAUGGAGCUCGUAUGAUCCAGCAUGUCACAAGGAAAUAAUAGAAGAAUAUGAAAAAGUAGAGGAAACAAAGAGACAACUGAAAGCAGAAAAAUUAAAGAAUGAUCCCGAUGCGGAACUAUCCGACGAUGACAACAACGAAGACAAAUACGUAGACGAAGUUGACAUGCCAGGCACAAAAGUAGAUUCAAAACAACGUAUUACAGUCCGUAAUUUACGUAUUAGGGAAGAUACUGCUAAAUACUUAAGGAAUUUAGACCCCAACAGCGCAUACUAUGACCCUAAAACAAGAUCAAUGCGUGAUAAUCCAAAUCCUAAAGUGCCAGCUGAAGAAGCUGAAUUUGCCGGUGAAAAUUUUGUAAGAUUCUCAGGCGACACGACUAAGCACGCAACGGCACAAUUGUUUGCGUGGGAAGCUCACGGUAAGGGCGUUGAUGUGCACUUAUUAGCGGAACCCACCAAAUUGGAACUGUUACAAAAAGAAUACGAGAAAAAGAAGGAACAAUUUAAAUCUAGUACUAAGGAUCACAUUGUUGAGAAAUAUGGCGGCGAUGAACAUUUACAAGCUCCUCCAAAAUCUCUGCUCUUAGCACAAACCGAAGAAUACAUUGAAUAUUCAAGAAGUGGUAAAGUUAUAAAGGGAAUGGAAAAACCCAAGGCUCGUAGCAUUUACGAAGAAGAUGUAUUAGUCAACAACCAUAUGUCCAUUUGGGGAAGUUAUUACAAUGGAGGCCGCUGGGGCUACAAAUGUUGUAAAUCGUUUAUAAAAAAUUCGUAUUGUGUAGGUCUGAAAGAUCCUGAAGCAAUGCCAGAAACAUCUACCGAUAUGGAAUCAAAGGAACGGCUAGCUGACGACAUAAUCCUUUGUACAAAACAAACAAAAGGUACUGUCAAUGACCACUCGGAGAUUUCUUCAUCAUCCAGUUCAAGCUCGUCAUCGGAAGAAGAGAAAGAGUUGCAGAAAGCGGCUUUAGAAAAUACAAAAAAUAAGAAGAAAAUGAAAAAGAAAGAACGAAAACGAGCUAAAAAGAUAAGAAAGUUAGAAAAGAAAAUAGCCAAAUCGAAGAAACAAAUGGAACAAUCAAAAUCGCAAGAAGGGCUAAAGAGGGAUAAAACCGAAGUGGACGAUGAGAGAAAACGACCUUACAACAGUAUGUAUGAUGUUAAGGCACCUACAGAAGAAGAAAUCGAAGAUUGGCAGAGAAAACGCAGAAGGGAGGAGGACCCAAUGCUACAAUUUAUGAAAUGAAUUAACAGGCAUGUCACAGAAACGAUCGAAAGUGGCAUUAACUCCGUAAUAUGCUUCUUCUUUCUCGGAACAGAUACUUGUAACUCUACAACGCUCUAGAGUAAAAUAACUUUUUUUAUCUUGUUAUUUAACAUAUAAAUUAUUCUUUUGUGAAAACUAAAGAAGGAUAAACUGAAGCAGAGAAAAAACAAAACAAAAAUAACAGUACGUUCAAUUAUAAAGGGAUUAAAAUUGUCAUAUCCAUUAUUUAUACUUCAAAUAAAUCCUUUCAAAGUAGGUUAACCCUACAACAAGCUCUAACAUAAA